Symbiodinium necroappetens is the source of this 1179-nucleotide messenger RNA. The record is from the annotation of a GenBank genome assembly. NCBI's taxonomy places the organism in Eukaryota, Dinophyceae, Suessiales, Symbiodiniaceae.
GCGCUUUUGGAAGACACUCCGGAGGCGCCGCCAGAGGCCACGUACGACCUCCGGGUGAAGGAGGACUUGGCUAAGUUCUUGCAGGACGCCAACAUCGGCCUCGUGCGCGCGGAGUACCUCUACAAGCUGCGACACUCCAGGACGCCCCUGCCGAGACGGCAAGAAGCGGAGCAUGCAGUCUGCGAAGUCAGAGGCGAGGAGGCCUCUGCCUUAGUAACCCACGUUGAGCUCAGUGAGUGGGCGGCGGGGCGCGUAGACGCCCUGAUUUGCUCCGUGUCGCACGCCUGGGAGACUAGGGAACACCCAGAUCCAUGCAGAUUCCAACUGCGGCAGCUGGUGAAUUGUGUUUCUCUGUAUGAUGCUGCCUACCAUGAUGACAUCUGGGUCUUCUAUGACUACGCUUCCUUGUUUCAGUUCGAGCGCCAGCGCGAAGAAGAGGAGCGAAGCUUCCGGCUGGCGAUGCAGAACAUGCAGGUGCUCUAUGCGCACCAGUACAGCUUCACUUUUCGCAUCGAGAGCCUCACGCCGGACGCCGUCUGGCAAGCAGCGCUUCAGGACUCUUCGUUCAAGGUGCCGGUGUUUCAUCAAGCAAGUGGAGCAGUCCAACAGCUCCCGCUCAAGGCAUUGGUGGAAAACCGCGUUCCUUAUGGAGAUCGCGGUUGGUGCAGGGGUGAAGUGCAGUGGUCCUGCGCCAGGAACAGGACUGCACAGCACCAGAGGAUCGACGCAGGUGACCAGUUAGGAAGAGAUGAACCUUGGUCUUGGAGUGGCUGCUGCAUGCCCAUCACCUUGCGUAACAAAAAGAAAUCCAGGUUUCGACACUUGGCAUUGGAACUGAAGGGCAAAGUCCCGAUGUCUCCCGCUGCCUUCGAGGAGCUGAUGGCAGAUGCCCGGUUUACCCACAGGUCCGAUAAGGAAGCGGUCUGCCAGCUCCAAGCGAAGAUUUUCCACGACAAGGUUUCAGCUUGUGAGGAGGCGGUGCUUGAGAACCUUCCUGCUGAGGAGGUCCGGCAUUUGGCCGAGUCGUUGAAGUUUUACAAGCGGCUGAGAGCCUUGAGACUGAUCAACAUCUUCAUCGACAAAGAGCAGGCGAAGGCCCUGGGCGAGGCCGCGGUCUGCUGCGUCGAGCUUCAGGUCAAAGCCAAAGUCUUCGGUAGCCGGGCAGAGCAGUACUCCUAA